Molecule: messenger RNA, 2294 nt
Organism: Setaria italica (foxtail millet)
Lineage: Eukaryota; Viridiplantae; Streptophyta; Magnoliopsida; Poales; Poaceae
Product: AT-rich interactive domain-containing protein 2
Exons: 2
Coding region: 172-1716 (514 amino acids)
Molecular function (GO): DNA binding
Source: RefSeq, a predicted model, not a curated record
UCAUUCGAAAACACCAAACUAAAAAGGAAAAUUGAAUCACACUUAACGUUCUAUCCCGACUCACCCAACAAGCGAAAAAAAAAGUUAGCAAACCAAAAGAAAAAAAAAGACGGGGAGAGAGGAUGCGCCGCCGCGGGCAACCGUCGUGACCUCGCCGCCGGUCUCCGGUCCAUGGACCCCGUCGCCGCCGUCGUCGCCAUCCUCACCAAGCUUAAAUCCCUCGGUUUCUGCGCUGAUCUCCGGAUCCCCGACGCCGCCGCGGCCUCUGACCCCUCGGAGGCGUUCGACGCCGUCCUCGCCGCGUUCCUGCGCGAGGCCUACCUUGGCGGGCGCGAGGCGCGGCCUAUCCCGGCUGCGCUCGGCGAUGGCCGCCGUGUCGACCUCCUCCGCCUCUUCCUCGCCGUCCGAGCCGCGGGGGGCUACGCCCGCGUGGCCUCCUCUACCGGUGGCUGGGCCGCCGCCGCAGAGUCCGCCGGCGUCGACGCCGACCUCGCGGCGGCUGUCAAGAUUCUCUACGCGAAGUACCUCGGCGCUCUAGACCGCUGGAUCCAGAGGCUCGAGGAAGCGCACGGGCCGUUCUUGGGCAGCGACAGGAAGAAAAGGCAAAAUCUGUUCAAUGGUUCCAAUGGAGUGGAGGAGGAGGAAGAAGCCCUCUUGGAUUGCGACGGGAGGGAGCAGCGGCAUGUGAUGUUGAAGAGGAAGAGGGGGGACAUGGUUGGGAUGCUGGGUUGGGUGAGGGAGAUAGCCGAGAAUGCUGGGGAUGAUGGUACUGUGGUUGCUGGGUCCGUGGAUGAGUACCUCUCAGUGGCAUUGGCGGUCAGGAAGGUGGUGACCAGGAAGAGGGUUCGCCGAGCAAGCAUGUUGAAUGGCUCACAUUGUCAGGAAGUAUUUCCGAUGGCUUGCGAUUGCUGUACAAGUCUGACCAAUGUUGGAGUUUGUGCAAAGGCAAAAUUACUGAAUGGUUCUUUAAUGCUCAUAGAAGGGGAGAACAACUUGGCUGGACAAGGAAAGUGUGAGACUAUAAUGCAGCAUGACUCUUCUGAUGGUUGUCGUUUUACAAGUCAGCAGAAGAAUGAAAUACCUAUUGGUCCUGGCUAUCAAGCACAGGUACCACAAUGGACUGGUGAGGUGCCUGUAAAUUAUGAUGAUCCGGAAACUCUGAAAUGGUUGGGAACAAAGGUCUGGCCUCCAAUAAAUGGGAACUGUAAAGCAUUGUUCUGUGGUGACCCUAUUGGCAAGGGCAGAGAAGUUGUUUGUGGUUGCAACCUUCCAGGAUCAGUGGAAUGUGUUAGGUUUCAUGUAGCGGAACGGAGAUUUAAGUUGAAACGUGAACUUGGUGCAGCUUUCUAUGCGUGGGGAUUUGAUCGUAUGGGGGAGGAGAUUGCACUUUCUUGGACAGAUGAAGAGGAGGCAAGUUUCAAGGCUGUAGCACAACGUAGUGCUCCAUCAUUGGGCAGGGAUUUCUGGAACCGUCUGCACUUAUUUUUUCAAUUUAAGGGAAGGAAAGAACUCGUGAGCUAUUAUUUUAAUUGUUUUCUUCUUAGAAGGAGGUGUUACCAAAACCGGAUAACUCCGAAGAACAUAGAUAGUGAUGAUGAGGAAGAGACAGAAUUUAGAUUCUUGGGUAAUCGUCUUGGUCACAGUGCAGCUAAGUAUCACAAUACCAAGCACACCAUCUGCAUUGAGAAUACACACUCUAUGGAUCUGGAUGAAUAGUUGCUGAUUUUAUUUUAUGAAGCUGGUUGAGGUCUGGUGUUAAUUCACUGUCCUCCUUGCUGGGAGACUGAGCAGAUGAUGUUCCUCUUAGUGAUUUAUUUACAUUGCUGACACAGCACGAGUUGCUACAAAGCCAAUCAUUAGAGAAGUUACGACAUCAGUAAAUGGAUUGGAGCCUGAUCCACGGUAGAAUUUGAAACUCACAGGGAAGUCAGGUGAUACUGGUCAUUGAGCGCUUACAUGGAUGUAUAUCCAGCAGUGAGAUAUGCAAUGAUUUGACAGUGUUAUCAUUAAUUCUUCCUUUAAGGUAUCAUGUGUAUCAGUUCUUUUCUUAGUUUUAUUCUCCUUAUGAAUCAUUAACUGAUUCAUUAUCCACUAAGUAUAGCUGUCAGUAGAAUGCUCUAGGCUUCUUUGUUGUAUUUCUCCAGGGGCGGGAUGUAGAUGAGCAUAUAUGUAGUAGUUAGUGUUUUGAUAGUGGUGCUGUUGUUCAUUGUAGAUACUGCUUGUCAUUGAGAAAUUUAUGUGAAAUCUUCUUUUUCAACGUGACAAAUGGUAGGCCAACCAUUUGAUCUUUGUAA